This is a messenger RNA of Zophobas morio, 1947 nucleotides long. Its product is annotated as trissin receptor-like. NCBI's taxonomy places the organism in Eukaryota, Metazoa, Arthropoda, Insecta, Coleoptera, Tenebrionidae. Gene Ontology annotation, molecular function: neuropeptide Y receptor activity. The coding region runs from base 281 to 1606 and encodes 441 amino acids. The transcript has 8 exons. The record is from RefSeq and is a predicted model, not a curated record. Gene Ontology annotation, cellular component: plasma membrane. Gene Ontology annotation, biological process: G protein-coupled receptor signaling pathway.
UCUGGCUAAAGACCAGCAGUUGUGCGUCAACUUCGCGCUCGUUUUGCGACUUCAACUCAAGCAAAAGUAGCACUUUUUAACACACCGCGGUUAUUCGAAAGUGAUUUUGUGCCACAUCGCAAGAUGUAAAAAACGAAUAGACUCCGACCGGAAUAAUGCCCGGACAAGUAUCAAGAUCAACAAAAUGAAGCGCCUGUGCUUUCGUCCCAAGCUUGCCACAAUUCACCGUACUCGCCAACUUUAGAGACACGAAAUAGUCGAUUUAGCUAGAAAAUCAAUCAUGACUGAAUUCGACGAAAAUAACAGUAAUUUCACAACGGAAGACACAAUGUCUACUCCCAUCUACCUUUCGCAGAACGACUCCGACCUGCCGAACGGGACGAACUUCAUUCCUGAAAGGGACUACAUAUACGACGAAAUUUACAUUAGGAUUAUCUUCAUCUCUCUUUACACCGUCGUAUUUUGUUUGUGCUUCUUCGGGAAUCUUCUGGUUAUUUUGGUGGUAACGUUAAGUCGACGACUUCGAUCCAUCACCAACUUCUUCUUAGCCAAUUUAGCUGUUGCCGACUUCUGCGUCGGCAUAUUUUGCGUCUACCAAAAUCUGUUUAUCUACCUCGUCGACAGCUGGAUGCUCGGGGAAUUCCUUUGCAAAAUGUACAUGUUCAUCCAACAACUGAGCAACACGGCAAGCAUCUUCAUUCUUGUUAUCAUAUGCAUCGAGAGGUAUUUCGCCAUAAUUUACCCCAUAACUUGCAAACAAAUCCUCACCCCCAAGAGGCUUAGGUUUAUCAUUCUGGGGGUUUGGAUAACUUGCAUCCUCUACAGCUCUCCGAAAUUCUAUUGGAGUGACGCCAUUACUGUAAACGUUAAUAACGUCAACGAAACAAUGUGCAUUCCCAACAGGAAGAAAUACAAUUCGGAACUUUUCGACGUCAUUCACUUUGUGUUAUUUUACAACAUCCCUCUGAUCAUCAUGUCGCUGCUGUACUCAAGAAUCGCCAUAUGCCUCUGGAACAGUUCACAGCAACUAAAGAAGCAGCUUAACGCCUCCACCAACGCCAAUCAGUAUCAAGGAUUGUGUCAAAGACAGUCGAGUCGAUAUCGUGUCGACAAAAAGGUGACAAACGGAGACGCCAAGCUGCUCCAGAACUCGUCCUCGACCAACAUGCCAAACGCAAACUCCAGCCAGAACGUGCUGGCGGCACGAAGAGGCGUCAUCAAGAUGCUGAUAAUUGUCGUUUGCGCCUUCGCCGUGUGCAAUUUGCCGUUCCACGCGCGAAAAAUGUGGCAGUAUAGGUCUGCGGACUACGAUGGAGGCUCCAACUUCAGCGCUCUGUUCACUCCAUUAACUUUUCUAGCGACGUAUUUCAACUCGGGGGUCAACCCGCUGCUCUACGCUUUCCUGUCGAAAAACUUCAGAAGGGGCAUGAGAGAAAUCCUGCUUUGCUCGUGCCGCCGAAGGAGACAGCAGAGCAAUCGAAACCAUCUAAGUUUGCAUGUAGGGAUCCAGAGACACGCUUCCACAAGAUCAACAGUCAAAGCCAAUGCAACCACUGUGACAAUAGUGAACAAUGACCACAGUUCGGAAUGUUCUCACGAUGUAUGAGGAUGCGCCUCCUGUCUCUACUGUUCGAGAUACAGUUAAAGGGGCAGAUCACCAAAGUCUGUGUACAUAAGAACUAUUUUUGUAUUUAUGUUGUAUUUCUGUAUUGAAAGUCUGUAAAUAUGGCCAUAUUUAACAAUAGUGCUGUCAGACCAUAUCUGUUGAAGGUACAUUAACUGAAGCUUUAAAUUUAUACUAAUGCAAAUUUUUGCAAUAAACGGACUUGCUGUGAUGCAUUCGAUGCACAAAUGGACUACGUUUAACGCCAAAGUUCGCCGGUGUGCGGUCAUGAAAUGUUGCUUGGUAUUUGUAAAUAUUAACCUCAUGUAUUUUCCUACCUGUUA